AGUGACUCAUAUCCUAAGAAUCACUUGGGUAGUAUUGGUAGCGAUGAGAAGGUCACCGAAGUUGUACCUGCAACUACAGGAACAGCUGUCCCCGUUAAGUCAGAAAAGACUCACGAACCUGCGAGAAAGCUACUGAAGAAGAUUAUUAAGGCUACUGUUCUAACAUUCCAUGCUAUUGUUGAUCGUCCGCAUGUGGCUCGAAUGCAACUUCUGCUAUGUAAUAUAUCCGACCGAGCACUUUACUUCAAACUGAAGAGCAACCCUGGCAGCAACAUAUCUGCCCAACCUGCUGCGGAUGCGGAAAUACCGCCGCAUUCUCAAGUACGGCUUAUUUUAACGUGGACGAGACCUCCACAUUUUGAACAUUGGAUAGACGUUCCACCUCCAAAAUUACUAAUUGUUACUCGACUUCUGGAUUCUACUAGUGAUUCUGAUGCAUCUCAAACAGCAAUUCGUCUUAUUGCUCGCGUGAGUUCAUCUAACACGUGCUCUGCUUCCAAUCCACCCAUAGAGCAGUUGCUCCUAGAUGCCGCGGGCAAGGCGGAAAUGGAUGUAUCGUCUAAGACGCAUGAGGGAACACCGCGUACUUCAGUCAAAAGUGGAGACCAACAGCGCGAGGAACUGGAACUGAAAAGUGCUAUAGAUGACGAUGCGGCAGCUCUAGAUGGAAAAUUAGCCGAACAGGAAGCUCACAGUUUUUUAGAGCUGAAGGGUACAGCAGCCACGGACCUUGAAAAGGAAGAGUGGUAUCAUGGGUGCUUGCCCUUUGAAGACAUUGUCGGACUUCUAGUAGAUGAAGGCGACUUUCUCAUCAGAGGAGUUGAAGCUCAAGAAAACCAGAACAUUGCGGCACUUGUCACUGUCAGAUGGGAAGGGAAGGUAGAAGACUAUCCCAUAAAGUAUACAGUGGAGAAAAAUGAUCACAUCUUCACAAUAGACGGUACCAACAAAAUCAACAAUAUUAUG
This is a messenger RNA of Ostertagia ostertagi, 966 nucleotides long. The record is from the annotation of a GenBank genome assembly. NCBI's taxonomy places the organism in Eukaryota, Metazoa, Nematoda, Chromadorea, Rhabditida, Trichostrongylidae.